AUGAGCACUUCUGCGCACACUGAACGGACAGACAGCAAGCCUCACGGCCGCGACACUCUUUACGAGGAUGAACAGUGGUGGGCCUCACGGUACUUGUGGCUGCUGGAGCAUGGCUAUAUGCUCCGUCCUCGCUUUCGACCAAAUUGGAGCCCUUCUUGGAUAGGUACCAAGAAGGAUCCUCGGGAGUUCGAGGAUGGCCAGUUCUCACUUUUAUCUAAUCUCCUGGACGCCACUGCUCGCGACGGGACUUUUGUUAUGCUUAAACGGAUAGACCGCAAGCUUCAUCCCUACGAGGUUGAUAUUACAACGAAACUCUCCUCGCCAGAACUCCAGGCUGACCCUCGGAACCGUUCAAUCCCGGUGCUCGAGGUACUCGAUAUUGUGCCGGAAGAACCGGAUUCCGUCAUACUCGUGACGCCUUUGAUGAGUGCCAUCAAUCAGCCAGUAAUCGAGACGAUUGGAGAGUUCGUUGCCUUCUACACGCAGGUACUAGAGGGCCUACAGUUUCUGCACAGCCAUCACAUAGCCCAUCGAGACUUCUUCGGGACGAAUAUGGUCAUGGAUGCUACUCCUCUUUAUUCUGCGCCCUUUCAUCCCCUGGAUCCUAGCCGACGCCGUGACUGGUCCGGCAAGACCGAACAUUGCACCCGCACAGAGCGCCCAGUCAGGUACUACAUCAUUGACUACGGCAUCUCACGGCAAUUCGAAGGGAAUGAAGCCAAUCCUCUUGUUCCUACUAUUAUCGGGGCUGACAAGUCGGUCCCCGAGCACCAAGGAAUGCGCGGGUUUCAACCAUGUAACCCUUUUGCGACUGACAUCUAUACCGCGGGAAAUACCGUUAACGAGUUCUUUGCAUCGCGCGCACAGGGGUUUGACUUCAUGCAACCUCUGGUAUCUGAUAUGAUGCAGGAUGAUCCCAGCAAACGACCGACUAUCGACGAAGUCGUGCAACGGUUUGAAGAGCUGCGCUCCACAUUAAGCGUGGACAAACUGCGAUCCCGAGUUGUCGACCGAUUGACCAUGUACCCGUCCUUUUCAAGCACCCGAGUACGAUUGCGGAAACUCGUGUAUACCCUCACGAAGACGCCUCCAAUACCUGACCCCCAUCCCUGA
Molecule: messenger RNA, 1113 nt
Organism: Peniophora sp. CBMAI 1063
Lineage: Eukaryota; Fungi; Basidiomycota; Agaricomycetes; Russulales; Peniophoraceae
Source: the annotation of a GenBank genome assembly